This is a messenger RNA of Phytophthora nicotianae INRA-310, 2928 nucleotides long. RefSeq lists its product as hypothetical. NCBI's taxonomy places the organism in Eukaryota, Oomycota, Peronosporomycetes, Peronosporales, Peronosporaceae. Gene Ontology annotation, cellular component: centrosome; equatorial microtubule organizing center; spindle pole. Gene Ontology annotation, molecular function: gamma-tubulin binding; microtubule minus-end binding. The transcript has 3 exons. Gene Ontology annotation, biological process: microtubule nucleation; mitotic cell cycle; spindle assembly. The record is from RefSeq and is a predicted model, not a curated record. The coding region runs from base 23 to 2575 and encodes 850 amino acids.
UGAUUUCGUAUAGCUUGAAGCCAUGCACCACGAACUCUUCUUGGCACUGCUUGGGCACACCGGCGACGUCGUCGAGCGUCGAUCUGACGGCUUCUUCGUGCGCAAAGAGGCCUCGUUCCUAUCGCAGGCCCAACACAGCGUACUGAACCGUCUGCUUCGUCUGGGCUUCGCCUUCUCCACCUUAGAUAUUUUCGCACGACAGGCGUCCAAGUUCCCGAGCGUAUAUCUCCACGCGCUAGCGCAGGCUGUGGAGCGACUACUGCACCGCUACGCCGAUGCAGUCGUUGAGCUUGAGGCAAAGACACUGCGAGCAAGCGCCGUGUUCCCCAUGUCCAACCUCAUGUUCGAAUUGGACGAGUUUAUGGAGAUCCUACCGGAAGUCUGCGGACUGGUGCACAGACUCACAAUGGAAAUGCAACAGGAGCAACAAGCGGUGUGUGUGAAAGGAGCUAAGUUACUUAGUAUCGUGUAUCAACGUACCAGCUCUGGAUUCCCCAGAGUACGCAAAUGUAUGCAAGAACUGCUAUAUUCAUGCCAUCGAGUGUUAUUCAAGCAGAUGAUGGCCUGGAUGGUGCAUGGUGAAAUAGUAGACCCGCACAAGGAGUUUUUCGUCAAGAAAGUGGAUGUACGGAGUGCUACAGACAGGAUGCAAGACUCCACUGCUGUGAUGUGGCAUCAGCAGUUUGCGAUGGACUUGGAGGCCAUACCGUUAGACUAUUUCCCGACAUCUGUGGCUGAGAGCGUGUUUGUGAUUGGUAAGGCAGUGCAUAUCUUGACACGAGCGAACCAGUUUUCUCCUCGUGAGGUGCAGGACAUCGUUAAGACGAUGUCGGAGCUGGCGCGACGGCCUGUGUUUGAUGUCGUGGCAGUAGAACACGAAGUGGAAAAAGUGCGUCGCCAUGUAGCAAGCAGACUGCAUGAAGAAGUGGUAGUGAAGUCGAAUUUUGUGGGAUAUCUUCACGUGUUGAAAGGUUUCUUCCUGCUGUCACGUGGAGAAGUGUUCCAGACGUUCAUUGAGCGCAGUUUCGACAUGAUGGUGGUAAAACCAACCACUAAAUCGGAGGAAGACGUGAACCACGGCGUCUGGCAAGAUGUUGUGCGUGAUUUAAUACCGGAAAGCGAUCCGUGGGGACGGGAUUUCGACAUGCAGCUUUCACUGCAAACAUUUGCACUCAAAAAUUUCUCAUCAAGCGAUGAUUUGCUUCUUUUCAACGUGUCACGAGGCCCCAACGGCAAAUAUUUGACCAUGACUACCGACGGACACACUCGUGUGCGAGAAGAACCUGGAGUGGAAGAAAGUGGCUCUGUAUGGUGGCGACAUGCGCAAAUGGAUGGCCACUCGUUUUCUUCCGAGUUUAAUUUGCAAUGGGAGCAAAAUGCGUUCUGGAGUGGGAGCCAUCGUGCUUCUCUUUUGCUCCGAAACGAAGGAACUUUGGGUCCUGCUACAUUAGUGAAUGGUUCGUUUGAGCUUGACGACCCCCAUGCCGUAUACGUGAGCGUGGACUUGGCGAUCGAGCAUCUUCCUGGCAAUAUGAACGGAAUGCGUGUCAUGGCUCAAGUAAAACCCUCGAGUGGAGGUGAAAACGGUAUCCAGUCUUCGCCAGUUGUGGAAGUGCCCAUGGCUGACGGCAAUAAUCCAGCGCUUCGAGUUCGUAUCCAGUACGCACGUCAGGAAGUGACCAUGACGGCGUCAAAGCAGAUCAUGUACAAGAAAAUGCUGGCCGUGGUCGUCAAUGACGUGCUCAUGGUAGAGACGCAGAUUGAUCUUCAGCAAGUUCUCAACUUACACGCAGCCAGAGGUGAAUACUGGAUGGGUCUUGGAUUUUCCUCGUUGGUUCGACUCACAGACUGGAGCUUGGACAAAUACUCAGCCAAGACCAGUUGGCGAGAAGGUAGCGGCAUCAAUCUGAAGAAGAACAAUACCGCAGUGACUCCACGUGAACUGUGGCACGCGUUGAAUUUACGUUGCAAUGUGCGUUGGCCAUUGCAAUUGCUAGUGACACCCGAGCUCCUCCGUUCAUACGGACAUUUAUUCCAGUUUUGCUUUCGAUUGAAGCGUGUAGCUCAUGCUCUUGAGUUGGCAUGGAAGAGUAGUGCACUGCGUUCGAAAGACACCACCGGAAAAGGUGACACGUCCGCUGCCGGUGCACUGCGUAUCCGGAUGAGCUUUGUGGUACGCACAUUGGAGUUGCAUUUCCAGGUGUUUGUGAUUGAAAACAAGUUCAAGAAGUGCGUAGAGCAGAUUGAGUCAGCAGGUGACUUCGAUCGUGCUAAGCGCGUACACGAGACGUUCGUUGCCAGUGUGGUUAAGAGCUGCUAUGUGUAUACGAAGACUGUGGCAUCGGCACUUGAGGAGUUGCUGGGCUGUUGCUGGCAGUUCGCUGAGUAUGUGUUGCAGUUGGACGGUGCUGAGCUCUCGGUUGACCGUAUCGCGAUGCUGGAUCAGGAAUUCCAUCGCCGAUUCGAGUUCCUCUAUAGUGUCCUACAGAUAUCCGAGGCACGAGAUCUGCUCUUCUUGCUUGAUAGCAACGGGUUCUUCGCAGCAGAGCGAGAGCGUAGAAAGCAACGAUACUAGAGGUUCUUCUGUACGAGUAAAGUAACUAUAACACGUGGAACUUGGUGGCGAUCGGUAGUUGCAGCCGCGAUAUCCAUCUACACGAUGGAUUUUCUGGGAUGAUGGUCGAGUAUAGACCACCACAUCGACGCUUAAUGAUCAUGCUGCAAUCUUUGACUCUUGUGACACAAGCUGUCACCGAGUCGGUGGCAAAAGCAUUGAAACUUGGCGCUAAAUUGCCAGCAUUGCCAGUGCCGUAUCAACUUUUACCACAUCGAAGGUGUUUGCCGUGGUGCAAAAUACUUGGCCUCCGUCCAGCGAAAGUCUCUAGUUGCACCCUGGACUGUGACAAUAGUACAUAGUAUCUACCCGAC